This is a messenger RNA of Colletotrichum truncatum, 810 nucleotides long. RefSeq lists its product as uncharacterized. The record is from RefSeq and is a predicted model, not a curated record. NCBI's taxonomy places the organism in Eukaryota, Fungi, Ascomycota, Sordariomycetes, Glomerellales, Glomerellaceae.
AUGGUAUAUGAUCGAGACGAGUUUGUACGUCAUUUGACGGACUACUACAACUUCUGUAACCGCGUCUUCUGGAACUCAACGGUCGUACAGGCUCCAGCUGGCGGCUGGUCUUCCAUCACCCAGGAAACCUUGGCCAACCUCAAGAGGAACGACACGGUUAUCGAUUUACUCCGCCACAUGCCCUAUCCCGAGCAUCCUGAAGAGGGUCUCAUCUAUAGACCUCUCAUGAUGGUGAACACGCCUGUUAUCGACUACCGCCGCGGGGAUGUGCAGCAUAAGAUCCGCGGGGACCAAAUUGAGGGAUUCGUUACGCCAAUUACCGGGCAAGACCCCCCAAUUCCGCCAUCGUGCGUCGGCAUCGCCAUCUGCACAAAUAGGAACGGUUACGAGAUUAUCUUGGAUACCGAAGACGGCUACGUUUACUGGGGCGAACCGACCGGAACCCACGACGAGCCGAAGCAGGGGCUAAACAGCACCCUGGAACGGUUCAAGGGCGACGAGGCGAACAAGUGGCGGUCUGUGUUCAAUGUGUACGAACCCGCAGACUUUUUCGCGACUUGCAAGGAGCGGUUUUGCGAUCUCAACUGGAUUGGUCUUGGCCAGUGGGACAUGUCCGUAAUGAGGAUGAACAUGAACUGGGAGUAUGAUUCUGAAACCGACUCCGAGUCGGAUCCCGAAGACGAUUUCAGCCACAACAAGCUGGCCAAGAAGAUGAAGAAGGCUGGCUGGCCUGGCGAUGGCGAGGGGCGGGGCUGGGACCGGGCGAAGUUUGACAGAUUGGUCAGCCAGGGUAACGAAGAGGAAGAUUAA